This is a messenger RNA of Leptidea sinapis, 1954 nucleotides long. RefSeq names its product CCR4-NOT transcription complex subunit 10 (gene Not10). The record is from RefSeq and is a predicted model, not a curated record. The transcript has a single exon. Lineage: Eukaryota; Metazoa; Arthropoda; Insecta; Lepidoptera; Pieridae. Gene Ontology annotation, biological process: negative regulation of translation; mRNA catabolic process. Gene Ontology annotation, molecular function: protein binding. Gene Ontology annotation, cellular component: CCR4-NOT complex. Bases 130 to 1830 code for a protein of 566 amino acids.
UGACGUACUGAUUUGAUUUGUAUUUUGGUUAUUUGGUUGAUGAAAAUAUUCUUUGUAAUUUGUAAAUCUUUAAACUUAUAAUUAAUUCAUUGCACUUGUUAUUUAUGUUGCAUUAAUUGCAAUUUCAUAAUGGCGAACAAUAAAGACGAAAUUGUUGUUGCGGCUUACCAAAGUUAUCUUAAAAGCGACUACGUAUCAACUCAAGAACGUUUAAAUGAACUUGAGACUUUAGUAGGAAACAAUGCUGUAUUACUGAAACGAAUAAAACACAAUAAAGCUGUAGUUGAAUUUGCUGCAAGUGAUUGGAAAAAUAUAGAUUCAUUCAGGAAAUCAAUAACUGAUAUCAUAGGAGCUACUUAUCCUGAUGAAGAAAUAACAAUACUUCUUCCAUUUGCUGCGUAUAACUAUGCUGUUAUCCUCUACCAUUCAAGAUAUUAUUACCAAAGCUCAGUCAUAUUGGAAAACUUAUUAACCUCUAAUGUUAUUCAUGAUACCAAAUUAUUACAUCAAGUUGUUUUAUUACUCUUAGAAUGUACAUUAUGCAGACGGACAUAUAAUAAAACACUUGAAAUAGCUAAGAGUUAUGGUGAAUCAUUAAAAUCUAAUAAUGAACUGUGUGACUUGUUUCAAAGACUGGUCUGUAGAGCUCAAGUAUAUCUUGGCCAAAAAGUUAUGUUGAAACUUGAUACAAUAGAGAACAUGUUCAUAAUGGCCCAACAACAUUAUUUAAAUGGAAAUGUAAAUGAUGCUGUCAAUACAUUGGCUAUCUAUAAAACACUUAAAUAUAAUUACAAUAUGAAAAAUGAGGGCGAAGACAUAUGGGCUGCCAUAAAUAAUAACCUUGGAGUAAUUUAUUUAUCAUUGAAAAAGCCAUAUUUGGCUUCCAAGUAUUUUCAAAAUGCGCUGAAGGAACAUUUUAUGAGUAUGGAGAGUGAAGAUAGUGAGAGGUUAACAGUCUGCAAGGAUCGCCCAAUAUAUGUUUAUAAUUUAGGACUAGCUCUAUUAGCAACUAAGAAUUUAGAAGGUGCAUUUGAAUGUUUGGUUGAAGCUGCAAGACAUUAUCCCAAUAAUCCUAAAGUAUGGGUUAGACUGGCAGAAUGUUGUAUCAAAAAAUGUUGCAGCGAAGAGGCUCAGCAAUUUACUGUUAAAAAGCUGGGAAGUGGACCACAUACAAGAAUAUUGGUGACUAAAGAAAAAGAGAAAUACUCAGCAUCUGGAGAAUCCUUUGCUAUACCUUCUCUAUCACUUGAAUUUGCUGCAUUAUGCUUAAGAAAUGCUACAACAUUACUACCAAAUCAGGAACCUCCAACAGAUGUUACAGAACCAAUGAUUCAAGCUCCCCCUGGGCCUCCUAUAAACUGGAAGGAAAGAUGUGAAUUGAAGAAUCUUAUACUACUCUUACAAAGUUAUAUAUUUUUGCAGUUACAAGAUCCGUUAGCAGCUUUAGUAAGUGCUAAUGAUUUACUAUCUCAAACAGAUUGCUCUAAAAUUCAUAAAACAUGGGCACAUGUAUAUGCUGCGGAAGCAUUGAUAUUUCUAGACAAAACAGUUGAGGCUAUAGAACAUUUACAGCCGGCUAUGAUUCAUGAGCUGGUUUCAGAAUUUUCUGAUAAGAUGCGUGAUGUAAUUGGAGUAGCUGUUUGGACAAAAGCAGCUGUUUGUAAUAUACUAAGAGGGGAUCUUGUGCAAGCAAGAAAAGUAUUGCAACAAAUUAGUAACUCUAAAGUUUUGCCGUUGCAGAUGUAUGUUGAAAUUUGUUUGGGAAAUAUAGAAAGUUGUCGUACAAUUUUGCGUAAAAUUCGCUAUACAAAUACAAAUGUAUCAAUAUAGCAGUGUCCUUCCCAAGUGCAUCUGUUUGUGAUAACUUUUGUGCUUGAGUUUAUUUGUAAAAAAUUAAAUAAUGUAAGAUAAUUUAUUUUUUCAAUAUUAAGGCAUAAAUGAAGUUACAAUUAAA